UUCGUCUAGGGGGCGGGGACUCUGGAUGAAAGGGCCAAUCAAGAUUCUGGGGCGGGUUCUCUUUAGGGAAAGUGGGCGUGGUCCAGAGGAAAUUGCCAGAGACUCGUAGGAGGUCCUUGUCCCGAGGACGCAGUCUGCGGUAAAGGCGAGCAGCGCGCCAUGCCGCCCUCAGCUUCCCGCCGAGCCCUCGUUCUCCUGCUGCCGUCCCUGCUGUGGCUACCGACUGUGCUUCCUGUGCCCAUCGAGCGGGUCGCUGCCAACCAGCCGAGCCCCGCCACCGAGAGCCCGGACACGGGCCUGUACUACCACCGUUACCUCCAGGAAGUCAUCAAUGUGCUGGAAACAGACGGGCACUUCCGGGAGAAGCUUCAGGCCGCCAAUGCUGAAGACAUCAAGAGUGGGAAGCUGAGCAGAGAGCUGGACUUCGUCAGUCACCAUGUCCGAACAAAGCUGGAUGAACUCAAGCGCCAGGAGGUGUCGAGGCUCCGGAUGCUGCUCAAGGCCAAGAUGGACGCCAAGCAGGAGCCCAAUGUACAAAUGGAUCAUCUGAACCUCCUUAAGCAGUUUGAACACCUGGACCCUCAGAACCAGCACACGUUCGAGGCCCGGGACCUGGAGCUGCUGAUCCAGACGGCUACCCGGGACCUUGCACAAUAUGACGCAGCCCAUCACGAGGAGUUUAAACGCUAUGAGAUGCUCAAGGAACAUGAGCGACGCCAGUACCUGGAGUCUCUGGGAGAGGAACAGAGGAAAGAGGCAGAACAGAAGCUGGAAGAGCAACAGCGCCGACACCGGGAGCACCCCAAAGUCAACGUGCCUGGCAGCCGAGCACAGUUAAAGGAGGUGUGGGAGGAACUAGAUGGAUUAGACCCCAACAGGUUUAACCCCAAGACCUUCUUCAUCCUGCAUGAUAUCAACAGCGAUGGGGUCCUGGAUGAGCAGGAGCUGGAGGCCCUCUUCACCAAGGAGCUAGAGAAGGUGUACGACCCGAAGAAUGAGGAGGACGACAUGCGGGAAAUGGAGGAGGAGCGACUGCGCAUGCGGGAGCACGUGAUGAAGAAUGUGGACACCAACCAUGACCGCCUUGUGACCCUGGAGGAAUUCCUAGCAUCCACCCAGCAGAAGGAGUUCGGGGACACUGGGGAGGGCUGGGAGACUGUGGAAAUGCACCCCGCGUUUACGGAGGAGGAGCUGAGGAUCUUUGAGGAGGAGCUGGCUGCCCGUGAAGCUGAACUGAAGGCCCAGGCCCAGCGCCUUAGUCAGGAGACUGAGGCCCUCGGGCGGUCACAGGACCAGCUGGUGGCCCAGAGGCGAGAGCUGCAGCAGGCCGUUCUACAAAUGGAGCAGAGGAAGCAGCAGCAGCAGCAGCAGAACCAAAAUCUACCCCCUGCCAACCCUGAGGGACAGCUCAAGUUCCACCCAGAUACAGGUGCCACCUUGGCCGGGAGCCCAGAUGAUGUUCCUGUCCCAGCUCCAGCAGGUGACCAAAAGGAUGUGCCAGCUGCUGAAAAGAAGGCUCCAGAACAGCUUCUUGCCGCACCUCAGCCAGAUUCCCUGCACCUCUGAACCUCAGCACCCCGCCUUCCAAAUCCUUCCCUGGGUGGCCACAUGAGCGGCCUCGAGAAGGAGACUCAGUGACAGCCACACAUGACUACUCAGACCCGUGUUUGCCCUUCUCUUCCUGGCAUAGGGGCCACAGCUCCGAGCCAUGGUCCUAUCUCCGUCCCUAUGGAGUGCCUGUCCCCUCCCUCAUAGCCUGACCGAAGCCGGGUCCUUUGGCCGCCUUAUGGCCCAGGAGCGGAGUUGCACCUGCUGCUUGGGGCCAGCUCCUGGUGGUGUGGGGGGAGCUGGGUUGGGUCCUCAGGAUCUUGUGCUGCUUUCUCUGGGCCAGCAGUGCUGCUGUAUCUCCUCUACAGAUGCUAAAGUCAAGGUCCUUGUGACUGGGCAGGGCUGUCCCUGGACCUGGCUUCUGGCCAACUCGGGGCCACCUCAUCGCCAGCCUCUUCCCCACUCUGGCCAGGGCAAAAGCCCUGAUGUCGGCCCCAGCCACUGUGCUGACCUCCGCUUGCCCUGCUGUGUGCUCGCUCUGCUUUCCAGUUCCAUCCAAAUACACUUUGGGGGAAGAGAUCUCA
This is a messenger RNA of Cavia porcellus (domestic guinea pig), 2132 nucleotides long. It is a transcript of the gene Nucb1, whose product is annotated as nucleobindin 1. Gene Ontology annotation, molecular function: calcium ion binding. Gene Ontology annotation, cellular component: extracellular exosome; endoplasmic reticulum-Golgi intermediate compartment. The record is from RefSeq and is a predicted model, not a curated record. The coding region runs from base 160 to 1566 and encodes 468 amino acids. The transcript is spliced from 13 exons. NCBI's taxonomy places the organism in Eukaryota, Metazoa, Chordata, Mammalia, Rodentia, Caviidae.